UGGGUGUGGGGUAACUUGGGUGGGAACGGCGUGGAGGCCACCACGACGAAGUCCUGCGCCUCGUCGAUGGGGUGUGUGCAGAAAGAGCGCGGAUAAAUAGGAGGCUCCCUGUUCCCGGCGACACUCGCGUAGCCGGUCGGCCGCCCGCCCGGGGUGUUCGCCCGCCCGGUAGCCGGGUGCCAGCCUGGGGAGUAGUUUCGCUUCUUGCUAGCUCCGGGAUUCGUUUUCAGGCACCCCGUCGGGCGCCCGUGGCCCGGGAAGGGGGCGCAGGAGGAGGCGGGAGACUCGUCUCGGGGCUGCUCGGCCCGGCAGCGGGGUUGAUGGCCCGGGCCGCCCCGGGCAGCGGCGCCAGCUCCCUGCCACUGCUCCUGGCCCUCGCCCUGGGUCUAGUGAUCCUCCACUGUGUUGUGGCAGAUGGGAAUUCAACCAGGAGUCCUGAAAAUGAUGGCCUUCUCUGUGGAGAUCGUGGAGAAAACUGCCCAGCUACGACCACACAGCCAAAGCGAAGAGGCCACUUCUCUCGGUGCCCCAAGCAGUACAAGCAUUACUGCAUUAAAGGGAGAUGUCGCUUCGUGGUGGCCGAGCAGACGCCCUCCUGCGUCUGUGAUGAAGGCUUCGCUGGGGCCAGAUGUGAGAGAGUUGACUUGUUUUACCUGAGAGGAGAUAGAGGGCAGAUUUUGGUGAUUUGUUUGAUAGCAGUUAUGGUAAUUUUUAUCAUUUUGGUGGUCGGUGUCUGCACAUGCUGUCAUCCUCUUCUGAAACAUCGAGAAAGAAUAAAGAAGGAAGAAGAAAUGGAAACUCUGGGUAAAGAUAUAACUCCUAUAAAUGAUGACAUUCAAGAGACUAGUAUUGCUUAAUGUCUAUGACGAUACCUCCAGGCUGGUGGCAAGCUACAAAACACCUUACUCAUUUGAAAAUGGACAGACUGUGUCUCAGGAAAACAGCUAGCAAAACGAAUUUUAAAUAAUGUAUUUACUUUUGGUUUGUAAUGUUAAUUUGUGUUGUUUACUAU
Kogia breviceps (pygmy sperm whale) is the source of this 1012-nucleotide messenger RNA. The record is from RefSeq and is a predicted model, not a curated record. NCBI's taxonomy places the organism in Eukaryota, Metazoa, Chordata, Mammalia, Artiodactyla, Physeteridae.